Messenger RNA from Gastrolobium bilobum, 1500 nucleotides. RefSeq names its product geraniol 8-hydroxylase-like. Lineage: Eukaryota; Viridiplantae; Streptophyta; Magnoliopsida; Fabales; Fabaceae. The transcript has 2 exons. The record is from RefSeq and is a predicted model, not a curated record. The coding region runs from base 1 to 1500 and encodes 499 amino acids. Gene Ontology annotation, molecular function: heme binding; iron ion binding; monooxygenase activity.
AUGGAUUUUGUAAGUUGUGCACUGCUCAUUCUGUUGACGUGCGCCACCAUUCAUGUUCUUUGUUCAUUCCUUGUAAGAAGCAGAAAACCAAACUACAAGCUUCCACCAGGACCUUCCCCUCUUCCCAUUGUAGGAAACCUACUUGAACUGGGUCACAAGCCUCACGAGUCGUUGGCCAAGCUUGCUAAGAUUCACGGCCCUGUAAUGAGCUUAAAGCUAGGCCAAAUAACCACUGUAGUUGUCUCUUCAGCUGAGAUGGCCAAAGAGGUGCUCCUAACCCAUGAUCACUCCUUGUCAAAUAGGACCAUCCCUCAGUCAGUCUCAGUUCUAAACCACGAGAACUAUAGCUUGGCCUUCAUUCCCGUUUCCCCACUUUGGCGAGACCUGAGGAAAAUAUGCAAUGGUCAGUUAUUUUCACACAAAACUCUUGAUGCCAGCCAAGAUGUUAGACGUAAGAAAGUGCAACAGCUCCUCACUGAAAUCCACCAAAGCAGCCAAAUUGGUGAAGCAGUGGACAUUGGAACAGCAGUUUUCAAGACCACCAUCAAUUUACUAUCAAACACCAUUUUCUCUGUGGAUUUGGUUCACUCUGCUGGUACAGCAGGUGAGUUCAAGGACUUAGUGACGAAUAUCACAAAACUGGUUGGAACACCAAACUUGGCGGAUUAUUUUCCUGUUCUGAAGAUGUUUGAUCCACAAGGCAUCAAAAGACAUCAGGCCAAGAACGUUGAGAAGGUGUUGCACAUUUUCGACCGCUUGGUUAACCAACGUUUGAAGCAUAGGGAAGACACAAAUGUUGAUAGCCACAGGGACAUGUUAGACGCCCUUCUCAAUAUUUCUCAAGAGAACAAGAUGAUGGACAAAACAAUGAUUGAGCACUUGUCACAUGAUCUGUUUGUUGCGGGAACGGAUACGACAACAUCUACACUAGAAUGGGCAAUGACUGAGUUAAUACGCAAUCCAGAGGUUAUGUCAAAAGCAAUAAAGGAACUCGAGCUAACCAUUGGCAGAGGCAACCCUGUUGAGGAAUCAGACAUUGCUAGACUCCCUUACUUGCAAGCUAUAAUAAAAGAGACCUUUCGCUUGCACCCGCCAGUUCCAUUUUUACUGCCUCGAAAAGCUGAGAGAGAUGUGAACGUAUGUGGCUACACCAUCCCAAAGGAUGCACAAGUGCUAGUUAAUGUGUGGACUAUUGCCAGGGAUCCAACCAUUUGGGACAAUCCAGAAUUGUUUUAUCCGGAGAGGUUCCUAGGAUCAAACAUUGAUGUGAAAGGCCAGAAUUUUGAGCUUGCACCCUUUGGUUCUGGGAGGCGAAUAUGCCCCGGCAUGCUGUUGGCAAUGAGGAUGUUGCUCUUGAUGUUGGGUUCAUUGCUCAGUUCCUUUAAUUGGAAACUUGAAGAUGGCAUGAAAGUAGAGGAUAUGGACAUGGAUGAUAAAUUUGGUAUCACCUUACAAAAGGCUCAACCCUUGCGAGUUGUUCCAGUGAAAAUAAGCAAUUAA